UCUCUCACCUUUUAGCUUCUCAACUUCUUAACCAGUCAAGCUUUUUCUUCUCGAACUAUAUUUUCUUCUCUGAAAAUCAAGAAAUCCUGAAACGUUUCCAAACUCGUAAUUUUUACGUUUCGAAAAAUCGUGCUUCAGCUUUUAAGAUUCUUGAAUUAGAAACCAGAUUAGAGCUCUGAUCUGGUUUUAUUAUUAUCAUUUUUUUAUGUGCUAAAUCGAGCUUAGCAAUGGCGAUUUGGUCCUUGUCAGAAGAUCGCCUAAGAGGUCGAUUUUUGAAGAAAACAUGUAAGGGUUUCAUGUAUACAAAGCCUAUCCAUUCUUAAUUACUUGUCUGUUUGAAACUGGUUGAUGGGGGCUGUUCCAGCAAACAGUGAUGGUGUUCGGGGUAGAGGGUUGGUAGAACAAAAUUACGGAAUGUGUUACGAGAAAAAGGAAGUGAGUAAUGAAGCAGUGGGUGAAGGGCAAGGCUUGGGAUCGUCAGAGGAAGAUGAGUCAAGAAACAAUGAGGUAACUCAAGAUGUAAGCAAUGGGGCCGGAGGGUUGAUUCAGGUUCAUGAUGGGUUGCAGAUACUGCAACAACAGCUUCCAGGGCCUGUGAUACGUUGGGAGAGGUUUCUUCCUGUUAGAUCUUUGAAAGUUUUGCUAGUUGAAAAUGAUGAUUCUACACGCCAGGUUGUCAGUGCUCUGCUACGAAAUUGCUGUUAUGAAGUUACUGCUGUUGCUACUGGCAUUCACGCAUGGAAAAUCUUAGAAGAUCCAACUAAUCAUAUGGAUCUCAUCCUAACAGAGGUAGCCAUGCCUUUAUUAACUGGAAUUGGUCUUUUAUCCAAGAUUAUGAACCACAAAACUCUCAAGAAUGUUCCCGUAAUUAUGAUGUCAUCUCAUGAUUCGAUGGGUAUAGUCUUUAAAUGUCUGUCCAAGGGUGCGGUUGACUUUCUGGUGAAACCUAUUCGGAAAAAUGAACUUAAAAACCUCUGGCAGCAUGUUUGGAGAAGAUGCCAUAGUUCUAGUGGCAGUGGGAGUGAAAGUGGGACACAGACUAGAAAAUCAGCAAAAUCAGAGAGUAAUGAUGAGUCUGACAACAAUACUGGCAGCAGCGAUGAGCAUGAUAAUGGAAGUAAUGGUCCAAGUCUUCGGGAUGGAAGUGACAAUGGAAGUGGAACUCAGAGUUCAUGGACCAAAGGGGCAGCUGAAGUUGAAAGCCCUCAACUAGUGUCACCUCCAGAUCAAAUUGCUGAUGCACCUGAUAGCACCUGUGCCCAGGUGACUCAUAAAAAGCCUGAAAAAGUUGGCAACAGGCGGGUGCAUGUUACUGAAACAAAAGAGUGCCCUGAACAGGAUGAGCAACUUGAAGUAUCUAAAAAUCCAGAAUGUCAACAUGAAAUGCUAUCUAUCCAUCUAGCGAGCAGAAGGCAGAAUCAAUUGCUCGAAGUAGAUAGUAAGCCAUCUGAUAGUGGUCAGCUGGAGCAGAACAGUGAGAACCUAGCCAGCAAACCAGCAAACGGAUCUUCCAAUAUAGUUAGUGCAGUUAUCAAUUCUACUGAUCCUGAGGCUGAAAGCAGAGACUUUGACAUUCCAAAUGGCCUUUCUGAUAUCUCACAAAUCAAAGCACAUUCUGAUUCUAGACAACCUCCGUCCCUGGAACUAACUCUGAAGAGGCUGAGAGAAGAUGUUGGAAAUGUUGCACAUGAUGACCGCAAUGUUCUGAGACAUUCAGAUGUGUCAGCAUUCUCGAAAUACAAUACUGCCUCUUCUGCAAACAGGGCACAGAUGGGGAAUGUAGGAAGCUGUUCUCCACUUGAUAAUAGUUCGGUCGCACUGAAUACAGAAACAAUGCACACUUUUCCUUCUCAUUCAAGUGGCACUCUUCCAAAUCAGCAGUCUAAUGGGAGUAGCAACAACAUUGACAUGGCCUCCACCAAUAAAUGUGUUAUCCCCAAGCCAGAAGUGUAUGAAGAGAAGCCAGAGUCUGCAUCAGCUUUCAAAUCUUUUCAUUCUUCUGCAUUCCAACCUGUGCAGAAUAGUUGUAUUUCUUCAUCCCAGCAAGUAACCACUGUGAAAGCAGCUGAUGGGGAAGUUAACAAGAUUCAAGCCCAAACGAGAGGCUCACAACAGCAAGUCCAAGUCCAGCACCACCAUCAUCACCAUCACCAUUAUCACCAUCAUGUCCACAACAUGCAGCAGCGUCAGCCGCAGCCUGACCAUGAAGAUAUCUCCCAGAAGAACAUGGCUGGAGCUGCUCAGCAAUGUGGAUCAUCAAAUGUGUUAGGAGGUCCCGUUGAAAGUAAUGCUGGAAACUACAGCGUCAAUGGAAGUGCUUCUGGAAGUAAUUAUGGCUGCAAUGGACAGAAUGGAAGCAGCACUGCCUUGAAUGCUGGAGUAACAAAUGUGGAAAGUGAAAAUGGGGCAGGUGGAAGCAGUGGAGCUGGUGGCAUUAGCGGGAAAAACAGUGGGAGUGGAGCAGAUGAACGGGUGGCACAUAGAGAGGCUGCGUUGACCAAAUUUCGUCAGAAAAGGAAGGAGAGAUGCUUUGAAAAGAAGGUUCGAUACCAUAGCAGGAAAAAACUGGCAGAACAACGCCCUCGUAUCCGUGGACAAUUUGUUCGGCAGAUAACGUCUGACUCAAUAGCAGGAAUAGACUGUGAGAGCAAAGAUGAUGCAUCUGGGGAUGAUUCUUGUGACGGUGCCCAAUAACAAGAGCCAGAGUGCAGAUCGCUAUAACCCUUGUGCUGGGCAAUGCUUCUGGGUUUGUGUACAUGAGACUAGCACUAGUUGUGAAUGUAGGGAAGGAGUAUUAGAUUUGCACUCUUUAAGGUUUUUUUUUUAUAGUGUUAUUAUUAUAUUUGUGAAAACAAACAUUUAAUGUAUUGAGGUUGCUGUCAUUUUGUUGAACAGGAUAACCUAACCUCUCUACGAAAUAAAGCUGUCAUUUUGUUGUGUUGUC
Molecule: messenger RNA, 2944 nt
Organism: Corylus avellana
Lineage: Eukaryota; Viridiplantae; Streptophyta; Magnoliopsida; Fagales; Betulaceae
Product: two-component response regulator-like PRR37
Biological process (GO): phosphorelay signal transduction system; cytokinin-activated signaling pathway
Molecular function (GO): protein binding
Source: RefSeq, a predicted model, not a curated record